AUUUCAUUCAGAAGUGACGACGAGUCCCCUCGGAACAGCGCUGCAUGUCCCAGCAAAUCUCUUAUCGAGUUGCAACAAAACUUGAUCCAACCAGGACAUGGCUUAUCUCGAAAGAGAAUCAAUGGUGGGAUCAAUGGAGGCCUCAUCAAUGAGAUUUCACUAGAUUCUCUGCAGUACAGAAGGGAUUUACUUUUUCCAUUUUCUCUCUUAUUGAACAAUACUCGACCCGUUGGGCGUCAGGAUACUCUUCUCCGUUUGAUCUCCAUCCUUCUCCUUGCUGAUCUUUCAAUUACGCUACUUGCAUUACUUCAGUUCUAUUGGCUUGCCCUUGCAGCCUUUCUUGCUAUCCUCCUGAUUCUCCCUCUCUCUCUGCUUUGCCCAUUCCCUGCGGGUCUUAACGCGUUACUUAGUAAAGAAAUGAGAAGAGCCUCACUUACUCGUAUCUACGGCCUUUGGAACGCUACAUCUCUAACAAACGUCAUUGUGGCUUUCAUUUGCGGUGUCAUUCAUUCCGGGUUUUUCUCUGACGAGCUACCAAACAUCUGGAACGCCAUAAGGGAUGAUGAUAAGUGGUGGGUGUUACCAACAAUCCUCUUGUUACUCAAGUCAACACAAGCUCGGUUCCUUGAUUGGCAUGUCGCAAAUCUCGAAGUACCGGACUUUUCACUUCUUUGUCCUGAUCCAGAUACCUUCUGGGCAUAUGAAUCAGGUGCUUGACCAUCCAAAGAUUAAUCAACAUCGUUAUAAAGAAAGACAAGCAAAAGGUAUAUCUUAUUUUUCAUGUAAAUCAUUUUUAAAAAAGUACAAAGUUCUUCUCAGUGAAUAGUUGGGUAAAACAGUUCUCUAGAACAUCUGGUUAUAUUUCUGGUGCUGAAUUAGUGUUUUACCAGAUGAAUGGUAGUUUUAGAAACUAGAGAGAGAGAGAGAGGUUGUAAGUUAUGUAAUCCUAUUAAAAGUUUUGCAACAACAUGGAAAUUUAGAACACAAUGGAGACUAAUCCUAAAAGGCUAAAACCUAAUAAUUUAACUAAAAUUUAUUUA
Messenger RNA from Camelina sativa (false flax), 1040 nucleotides. The record is from RefSeq and is a predicted model, not a curated record. NCBI's taxonomy places the organism in Eukaryota, Viridiplantae, Streptophyta, Magnoliopsida, Brassicales, Brassicaceae.